AUGAAUUCUCUUAAGAGGAAGAGAAUUAGUGCUAUCAUUAAGAAAUCUAAGGCGGACAUGUUCUUGAUUCAAGAGACUAAGAUUACUAGUAUGGAGGAUGGUUGGGCUAAAAGUUUUUGGAACUCUUCGGAGAUUGGGUUUUCCUUUUCAAACUCUUUGGGUAGGUCGGGAGGCUUAAUCACAUUAUGGGAUAGAAAUAAAGUGGAGGUUGUGAGUAGUUUUAAAGGUGAUGGGUACUUGGGCACUAAGGUGGAAUGGAAGAAUAGUUUCUAUUACAUUGUUAAUAUUUAUUCUUCUUGUCUUUUGAGCAAAAAGAAGGAGUUGUGGAAGAAGCUUUUGGAGUUACAAGAUGCCUUCAAAGAUGGUGAGUGGAUUUUGGGAGGGGACUUUAAUGUCAUUAAAAAUUCUAGUGAAAGGAGAGAGAGGACGGUGGCGGUGAAUCAUGUUGAAAUGGAUCUUUUUUCGGAAUUCAUUGAUGAAAGUCUUUUAGAGGACAUCCCUUGCAAAGGCAAAAAGUUCUCUUGGUUUAGUGGGGAUGGAAAAUCCAUGAGUCGUCUUGAUCGCUUUCUUGUUUCUAGUAGUAUUGUUUCUAAGUGGGGGGUGGUUGGUCAAUUAAUUGGUGAUAGAGACAUUUCGGAUCAUUGCCCGGUUUGGAUUUUGAAAGAUAAUGCGGAUUGGGGACCGAAGCCUUUUAGAUUCAACAAUGAGUGGUUCUCUCUUGAUUCCUUCCUUCCUUUUGUGGAGAAAGAAUGGAAAAGCAUGAAGGUGGGAGGAAGAGGCGAUUUCAUUCUCAAGGAAAAACUCCGCUUACUAAAAGAUAAAUUAAGAAGGUGGAACAAAGAGGUUUUUGGGAAGAUAGAAUUGGAUAUGGAAGAUGGAGUUCGGGACUUGAACAUAGCCGACGAAAGGUUAGCUUCCUUUAAUGAUGCUUUUUUUUAUGACAAUCUAGCUUUGAGGAAGGAAUCUAGUGCUAAUUUUUGGAGGAAUUUGCGGCUAAAAGAGAAUAUGCUUCUUCAAAAAUCUAGAGUGAAAUGGAUUAAGGAGGGAGAUUCUAAUAGCGGUUUCUUUCAUAAGAUGAUGAAACAAAGGAGAAGGAUAAAUCAUUUAGGUCCCAUUUUCACCCCGGAUGGUGUGGCGGAGUCGGUUGAAGAUGUCAAAGGUACGGUGUUUAGUUACUUUGAGCAUAAAUUUUUAGAAACGGAGGAGACUAGGCCGGUCGUGGAUGGUAUCUUUUUUAAUUCUAUCAACGGUAUGGAAGUGGCGGAUCUUGAGAAGCUUUUUCUAGAGCCCGAAAUUAAGGAAGCGGUGUGGGAGUUGUAA
Vicia villosa (hairy vetch) is the source of this 1320-nucleotide messenger RNA. RefSeq lists its product as uncharacterized. The transcript has a single exon. The record is from RefSeq and is a predicted model, not a curated record. NCBI's taxonomy places the organism in Eukaryota, Viridiplantae, Streptophyta, Magnoliopsida, Fabales, Fabaceae. Gene Ontology annotation, molecular function: DNA binding; endonuclease activity. Gene Ontology annotation, biological process: DNA repair. Bases 1 to 1320 code for a protein of 439 amino acids.